This is a messenger RNA of Penicillium longicatenatum, 693 nucleotides long. RefSeq lists its product as uncharacterized. The coding region runs from base 1 to 693 and encodes 230 amino acids. The transcript has a single exon. NCBI's taxonomy places the organism in Eukaryota, Fungi, Ascomycota, Eurotiomycetes, Eurotiales, Aspergillaceae. Gene Ontology annotation, molecular function: ribonucleoside-diphosphate reductase inhibitor activity. Gene Ontology annotation, cellular component: cytoplasm; nucleus. The record is from RefSeq and is a predicted model, not a curated record.
AUGCAACCUUCCAACAGUACUCUGUCCAAGCGUCGGCGCUUCCAGCCCUCAAUCACCACAUACUUCCCCACCGAGUCAACCGCCUCCAACGCUACUGUAUCGCACAACCACUACUCGACCGCCACCUUCUCAGCCACUCCAGUGGUGCCAGCCAAGGUCCAAUCGUCCCUUCUCUCGGUCGGAAUGCGGGUCCGCAAGUCCGUGGCCGAUGGAUACAAGACCCAGAUCUCGCUGGAGAAAGAGAAAGCCGUGCCCGCGAUGAGCACACCGGUCGCUCAAACAUACACCACCAACGGGUACUCGGAGCUAGCUCCUUUCUCUGGAAUGGGCCGAUCCGCUGUCACCGAUGACGGAGAUGACUACUCCCUCCCGCCUAGCAGCCAGGAAUCGAUGGCAUCGACUGACUCUGCCCCGAUCAUGUUGAAUGGUCAGAAGAGACGCCUGGGUGGGGGAAAUGAUAUCUUUGCAGACGACGAUUCCGAUAUGGAAGAUAACCAGCUGUGGCGGGAUGUCCCUCUCGGACGAACCAUUCUCUCUCCAAGCCUGGGACAGCAGCGACGCCGCUUUCUUGCGAUCCAACGCAAAAGCCAGCUGAAUGAAACCCCGGGCAUGGACUUGGAUGACUUUGAAGAGGCUACCUUCCUUCGUCGACGUGAGGAGGUUGAUACCGACAGUCAGAUGGACUGCGUUUGA